UUGCUCAUUGCCCAUUAAAUCUCAAUUCUUGGUGCUUUUUUUGCUGAAACUGAAAGCAUUGUUGCUUUGUGAAUUUGCAGAUUCACAUCAACCCCUGAAAAAAUAUCGAAUAAGUAUUAUCUAGGGCGGCCCCUUUGGAGGAGAUGGACGGGCAAAUCGCGACGGCCUUUGGCCCCUGCGGCAACAAUAGGGACUACCUUUUCUUGCUGGAGAAGGCCAUGUUUGAUAUUGGUCAUGAAGAUGACUACGUUAUCGAGCUAGCUAACGAGGUAAGGAAGGUGCUUCUGAAUCUCAGCGGUUUGCUCAAGGAAAACAAGUUGUCGAGUUUGUCGCCACUGAAAAUGAAGGCUUCGCCUGGGGCAAUCGCCAUGGAUUUGAGGGUGGUCGGUGCCGGCGACUUCGCCGGAGGAGGGGGUGACUGAUGCCGGCGACUUCGCCAGAGGUGGGUGGCAGUGGAUGAAGAAGAAAGUGAAAGGAGAAAGAAAUAAUUUAAAUAACUCAAUA
This is a messenger RNA of Salvia miltiorrhiza (redroot sage), 504 nucleotides long. Its product is annotated as gamma-glutamylcyclotransferase 2-2-like. Gene Ontology annotation, cellular component: cytoplasm. Gene Ontology annotation, biological process: glutathione catabolic process. Gene Ontology annotation, molecular function: gamma-glutamylcyclotransferase activity; glutathione specific gamma-glutamylcyclotransferase activity. The coding region runs from base 144 to 422 and encodes 92 amino acids. The transcript has 2 exons. The record is from RefSeq and is a predicted model, not a curated record. Lineage: Eukaryota; Viridiplantae; Streptophyta; Magnoliopsida; Lamiales; Lamiaceae.